GGCCCACGUUCCCCCGGUCUCGGUGCUGCUUCCCCUGCAGGAGUCAGUCUUUGAUCCUCUGAACUCAGAGGAACUUUUUCCCCCAAAGAAAGGCAAAUUGCAAACAAUGUGUUUUCGCCAACUAAUACCAAGUAUUAAAGCUGAUGUUAAAAGAGCUGCUUGUGGAUCCGGGCACAGCUUUUAGGAGGAUACGUAAGUGGGCUUGGCCCGGGGCGAGUAAGCGCCGAGGGCAUUGUCCGCUGAGUGCCGGGUAGUCCGGGUGCUCCUGCACAGGUGCGGGUGCUGGUGCUGCCCGGCCACCUGCGGGUCCACGCGGGGUCCCCGCGCUGACCCGGAAGCCUGGUGACACAGACGUUUGUGUGCGCGCUUUGUAAGCGAAUAAAUUUUUAUUGAAUGUAUAAACAGAGGAGCUCUUCAGUCCUUUUGUUUUCACAUUGUCCCCGAAGGUUGGUGAAACUUGCUUGUGCUGGUGAACUUAACCAACUCCAGACUCCGCAGACGACUCUCUUCCCUGCUGAGGCCAGCUACUGCAGGACUACGGUGUGAACGCAUGUGUAGAAUUGCGGUCAUUUCACGAAAAGCUAAAUACAGAAGGAAACGGGAAGGAGCAAAGCACUGAUUACAGAUGUCUUAAUAAUGAGCAAAUGUGGCAGGAAAAAAUAUAUUAAGACAAAUCUCAGACAAAUGGAAACACUUGACUGUCAGCAGGACGGAGGUGUACCGGGCUCUGUGGCCGAGAGUGAGUCUGCUCACCUGCAGGCGCAGACUGGCCCAAAUUCAGCCCCCACUUUAGCCCAGGUUUCUGUAGCUGGACCAGGCACCGGAAGAGGCUCCCCCAGUGUGACUCUGGUACAGUUACCUUCGGGCCAGACUGUCCAUGUCCAGGAAGUAAUUCAGACACCACAGCCAUCGAGCACCCUGUCACCACAGAUACAGGCGGUGCAGGUAGUAGCCGUCGCAGAGGCUGAUGACUCUGCAGAAUCGGAAGGUGUAACUGACUCUCAGAAACGGAGAGAAAUCCUUUCACGAAGACCCUCUUAUAGAAAAAUACUGAAUGAACUUUCCUCUGAUGUGCCUGGUGUUCCCAAGAUUGAAGAAGAAAAGUCAGAGGAGGAAGGCGUGCCCCCUCACGUGGCUGCGAUGGCAGUGCCGACUAGCAUUUACCAGACCAGCACGGGGCAAUACAUUGCUAUAGCCCAAGGUGGAGCAAUCCAGAUUUCUACCCCAGGAUCUGACGGUGUUCAGGGCCUGCAGGCAUUAACAAUGACAAACUCAGGAGCUCCUCCGCCAGGUGCUACAAUCGUACAGUACGCAGCGCAGUCAGCUGAUGGCACACAGCAGUUCUUUGUCCCAGGCAGCCAGGUGGUGGUUCAAGAUGAGGAAACUGAACUUGCCCCAAGUCACAUGGCUGCCGCCACCGGUGACAUGCCUACUUACCAGAUCCGGGCCCCAGCUACGGCUCUGCCUCAGGGCGUGGUGAUGGCUGCGUCUCCGGGAAGCCUGCACAGCCCCCAGCAGCUCGCAGAGGAGGCCACGCGCAAACGAGAGCUGAGGCUGAUGAAAAACAGGGAGGCUGCCCGGGAGUGUCGCAGGAAGAAGAAGGAAUAUGUCAAAUGUCUUGAAAACCGUGUGGCGGUGCUUGAAAACCAAAACAAGACUCUGAUUGAGGAACUCAAGGCCCUCAAAGAUCUUUAUUGCCAUAAAGCAGAGUAACUGUCUUUGACUUGGACCUUGUUUGCUCUGAACUACUAGCUGCCAUGUGGACUUGGGAGAGGGAAGCUUGUGACCCUCCGGAGCCCAGUGCGGCUUAGUGUUGGAAGCGGAACGGGGUGUUGGUCCACGUUGUGGAAGGCCACCAUGGCCACUUCACCAGGCUUGCUUCCGCCUCGUUGCUGCAUGCCAAAAAUAUUUUCCCUUUGCCCUUUCGCUUCUGCUUUCUUUCAGGGAAGCCGCUAAAGAGUGUCGACGUCGGAAGAAAGAAUACGUCAAGUGUCUGGAGAGCCGCGUCGCAGUGCUGGAGGUCCA
This is a messenger RNA of Vicugna pacos (alpaca), 2025 nucleotides long. NCBI's taxonomy places the organism in Eukaryota, Metazoa, Chordata, Mammalia, Artiodactyla, Camelidae. The record is from RefSeq and is a predicted model, not a curated record.